GUCAAAAUGUUAAAGUUAAGAUUUUCGAUUUUAUUGCUUGCUAUAAUUUUAAUAAACCAAAUAAAUGCAUAUAAAAUUCUCUGCUUAUGGUCAUUACCAUUUAGAAGUCACUACAUCCUGGGAAGAGCUUACGCAAGAGCCCUGGUAGAAGCAGGACAUGACGUCACAAUGGUAAGCGGUUUUCACGAAAAGGAUUUCCCGAAGAAUGGAACCUACAGAGAGGUGAUUUUAACUGGACAAAUAGAACAAAUGGAAGCAAUGAUAGAGAAUGAAGACCACUUUAAAGAAGAGCCCUGGUCAUUUCAAAUCUACUUUUUUAAAUUUUGUGAAGAGCUGACAAGGCAAUUUCUCAAACACCCGAACGUGCAAAAACUUAUCAAAUCAGGCGAAAAAUUCGACUUGGUAGUGGUAGAAGAAUUUUCCAACCAUGCUUUAAGAGCCUUGGCGCCACAUUUUGGCGCCCCCUUGAUUAUCUUUAGUUCUAUGGGGGCAAACAAUUGGGUGAACACGUUGGUGGCGAAUCCAGCGCCUCCCUCCUACGUUCCUGAUAAAAUUAGUCCUUAUUCGGGUCUGAUGGAUUUUUGGCAGAGGCUUGACAAUACAAUAACUAUAACUACUCAAAAUAUCAUUACGGAGUUUUUUAUUAAGCCAGGCCAUGACAGAUUGGUUAAACAAUUUAUAAACGAACACCUAGACGCUAGUACUUAUAAUGUUUCGUUAAUAUUUCUAAAUUCUGAUGCCAGUACAAAUGAUCCAAUACCUAAAGUACCAAAUAUGAUAGAAAUAGGAGGGUUUCAUGUACAACCUCCUCAGCAAUUGCCAAGUGAUUUGCAGUUGUUUCUGGAUGAUGCCAAAGAUGGUGCGAUAUAUUUUAGUAUGGGAUCACACUUGAAAAGUCAGAAUAUGAGUUUGGAUAAAAGACAUGCUAUAAUAAACACAUUUUCGAAAAUUAAAGAGAAGGUUCUUUGGAAAUUUGGAGACAAUAGUCUUUCAGGACUGCCCGAAAACGUUAAAAUUUCAAAGUGGUUUCCUCAACAAGAAGUGCUAGCUCAUCCAAAUGUUAAACUGUUUAUAACACAUGGGGGUUUGUUGAGUGCCACUGAAACUAUUUACCAUGCUAAACCCACAGUUACCAUACCAAUAUUUGGGGACCAAAACCAAAAUGCUAAGAUAGCUGAAAUAAACGGAUUUAGUUUAACUUUACUUUACAAAGAUUUGAAUGAAGAAACUUUCUCGAAAACUAUAAGAGAAGUUUUGGAUAACCCAAAAUUUAGAUUAAAUGUAGAAAAAAGAUCGCAAAUAAUGCAUGACAAACAGGUGAAACCCUUGGAAAAAGCAAUUUAUUGGACGGAAUAUGUGAUUCGUCAUAAAGGAGCAGCACAUCUUCAAGUAGCUGGAGUUUACUUACCUCUCUACAAAUAUUUAUUGCUGGAUGUUUUCAGUUUUAUAUUUUUAAGUUUAAUUACAGUUUUGUUCGUUUUAAAAAUAGUACUACAAAAAGUAUUUUGUUGUAAGCGAAGACCAGAACGAUCUGAAAAGAAAGAUAAAUAACACGUCUGCAACAGGUUUAAACAGGGAAUAUUUCUCAACGUAGGUAUUCUUUUUCCACAACAUUCUCAGCCCUCAAAAUUCUUUUCUUUAAGAAAUCGUUGUUUAUAAUUUGAUUCAUCGUUUCGACAAUAAAAAUUAUCGAAAAGAAAUAGUCUAAUACAACAAUGGAAUAUUGCUUACAAUUUGUAGACCUGUAAUUUAUGAAAAUAAUGCAGAUAAGGGUCGAAUAAAACAAAUAUGAUUGUAUAUAAUCUUUUAUUUACCAGUCGGUAUUUUUUGUUCUAGUAAAAAGUAAACUAUUAUAAAAAGGGAGAAUUAAAAAGUUAUUGUCAAAGCGUCUCUAAUAUACAGUUAACAUUAUUUGUUCAAUUUUGAACAUCACAAUAAUACCAUAGACCAGCUAUGGUUCAUACAUCUAUAGCAAAUAUAAUUUUUACACAAUUUUAAUUUAAUUAAGGUAUAUGGCAGUUUUGUAUGCAAAAAUAUUGGACUAUACUUAGUUAUUAACAAAAAAUAAUUGGGUUAAAAAUCUUUUAAGCAUUUCAAAAAUACUGUUUUCUUUUUUAAAAAGUUUAUCGAAAAUAUUGUUUAGAAUGUCGAAAAAAUGAUCCUGCUAAAAAUUUUGCUCCAAUAGAAAAAAAAGUCGGCUAACUUGGGGAUUAAGUAAUCGCAGAAUAAAUCAAAGGUUUUUAAUAAAAAAAAUGGCGAAAAAAUUUGAAAACAUUCUGAAAACUUUUUUAGUGGGGUAGAAAAUCAACCAAGCAAAAUUUUCGGUAAUGGGCCCAAAUAGUGGUGGUUUUUUUAAAUAAAGAAAACUUAUAAAAGUAUAUGUGGGAUAUGGUCUAUAGACAAUUGUGAAUGGAAUAUUAUUUAUACCAUAUUUUGGUCCUAUUUUAAUUGUUUAGAAAAAUGUUUUUUGUCAAAAUAAUUUACUAUACAAUACAAUGUUAAAAAACUGUUACUAAUCUUACUGUUAAAAUUUUAGUUAAAAGUCGACAUAGCGUUAUUUCUGAAACUUCGUUGAUAUUUGUAUUAUUAUUAUAACAAAAGACCUUUAAACAAUCGUAAAAUUAAUAAUAAAAAAUCUUAUAAUUUUAUGUAAACAUCAUAUUUUUUGUCUGUCAUGAUAGAUUGCAGUGGUAAGCAAUAUUUUUUUAAACAAUGGUGUAUGUAUUAGGGUGAUUUAAAAAAAUUACAUUUAUUUUUUUGACUUUUGAUAUCAAAAAAUUGGUUGAUGGGCACCUCAAAAGAAGGCUAUCUAGGUAUGAGCUCUUACUAUUAAGAGUAAAAUUCUCCUUAUUGCAAUUUUCUAUUUUCACAUUAGUCCUAUAAAUUUUUUUUUUAUCUCACCAUCAAUUGAAUAUAAAGCUAAGCCCAAUAAAAAUUUUGAUAGGGAAUUGAAUGCUCUACAAAGAAGGCAUCCUAUGUUACCUUAGGUCAAAAAUUAAAAAGUUUUUUAAUUUUAUAACUUUCAGAAUAGUUAGGAUUUUAAAAGGAGAAGUAGGUACAUAUUUGUGUUGGAAAAUAACUGAUCUACAAAAAUUAAUAUUUUUUACGGUAAUUAAUAAAAAAAGGUAUAAGUUGAACUUUAGUUAUCGAAAAAAAAGAAAACUGUUUUGUAGAUCAGUUAAUUUUCAACAAAAUAUGUACCACUCACUCUAAAAUUUGAACUAUUCUGCAAGAAAUUUGGAAGAAAGAAAGUUUUUUCAAAACUUUUAAAACUUUAACCUAUAAGAUAUUUUUUGAAUUGAUAGGUUUACAAAAAAACCAAAGGAUACCUUUUUUGUGGAACAUUUAAUUCCCUAAUAAAAUAUGUAUUGGGCUUAGCGUUAUAUUUAUUUAUUAGUGAGAUACAAUAGAUUGCAAUAAGGGGGAUCUUACUCUUAAUAAUAAGAGCUCAUUCCUAUACGAAUGAGCUCUAUAGAUAUGGGCUGCUUUUAAGGUGCCCAGCAACCAAUUUUUCGUGUAUUAGGGUUUCUGAUAUUUCCCAAGUGUUUUUUUUACUUGUGUAUUAUCCUAAUUAUUUGUUUACAGUCUAAAAACAAUUUCGAGAAAAAAUGACGAUUAAUAAUAAUAAUUUUUUUCUUUACAUAUAAUAAAUUAGACAUGCCACAAUACACAAGAAAAUUUUUUGUAGGUUGACCUUCUAUAUCAUUUAAAUGAAUGGUUUUACGAAAAAACGUAAAAUACCUUUUUUGUAGAGUGUAUACGCUAAAGCAGCAUCGGGCAGCAUUGAGGGAACUCAAGAACACAAAAUCAUUUUUAAAUAAAUAAGUAGUUUUUUCACAAAAGGGAGGAAGGUAGAAGUCUUACUCGACAAAUUUGGUUCGCAAAGCUUCAAUUGCACAGCUAAAUCGCGCACGUCAUUUGUGUUCCUCCUUGCAAGUCAUAACUAAAAACCUUUGGUUUAGUACUCGAUUUCGUUUUAUUAUUUAGUUACGUUAGUGUAUGUAUUUUAUCUCAGUGAUCAUUGUAAAUUAUUGUGUUUUCAAUUGUAAAUGUAAUUCAAGAACUAAAUCGUUGCAUUUUCAUGUUUUUUCAUCUGAGUCCUAUAAAAAAACGCCGACAAAACAAAUCAUUCCACGUUUUUUUCUCCCUAUAUUUUUAACAUUUUCCUGCUUUAUUCUUAAAAGCUCUCGUUUGUAACAUACGAGUUUGACAGCUGAUUAAUAAAAGUUGUAGUUUUGUUACGAUAAUUUGUGAUAUUGUGAGAUGUCUAUAAAUGAGGGAAUUAUAAAUUUUUUCUUAUGUCAUUAAAAUAUAGAAGGGUUAAUUGACAUCGACAUUUUUUUAUAUACACUGCCCGUCAAAAUUCCCGCAUAAUAAGUAAAAAAAUUCUAACUCUAAAACGCCUUUACCAAUCUUUAUGAAAUUUUGUAUAAGAAUACUUCAACUUAUAUCUCAGUUUAUGUGUUGGAAGGUUUUUCGAGAAAAUAUUUUUAAAGCCCUUUUAUUUAAUAUUAAAAUAAUCGCUCGAAAAAAAACUUUUAUAGGGAAUUUGUUUUUAAGUAAAUAAAAAAUAUGCUGUUAAAGACCGUAUUUUUGUUAGUAUACCCUGAAAAUUUUGUACAAAUCAAACGAACAGUAACAAAGAUACAGCGCUUCAAAGUCGGUAAAAAUGACCCCUUUUUGAUUAUUUUGCUGAAAAGUGGUCAUUUUUACCGACUUUGAAGCGCUGUAUCUUCGUAACUGUUCGUUUGAUUUGUACAAAAUUUUUAGGGUAUACUAACAAAAAUACGUUCUUUAACAGCAUAUUUUUUAUUUACUUUUUUUAAAUUUUAAAUAAAAGGGCUUUAAGAAUAUUUUUUCGAAAAGCACUUGAAAAGGUAAACUGAGAUAUAUUAAAGUAUUUUUAUCCAAAAUUUUAUAAAGAUAGGCGUUUUAGAGUUAGAAUUUUUUUACUUAUUAUGCGUUAAUUUUGACGGGCAGUGUAUGUAUAGCUAGAUAUAUCUAUUAGGGUGCUUCAUUUUAGAGCGACAUUUUUUUUCCAAAGUCCCACCUGAAAAUCUUGUAACCGGUCAGAAAACAAAAAUUUUGAGCUAUUAAAGCUCUUAAUCUUUAUUUUAAGCCGUUGCUAUUAAAUUUUAAAAUAUUUCCAUUUAAAAACCAUUAUAAAACAAUGUUUUAUUCUUUUCUCCUUCCGCUCGUACAGUAAGAAUAUUUUUUUCGAAUUUCGGUUCUAAAAUCUUUAUACAGGAUGAAAUUAUCUUCAAAAAUGUCUAUUUAAGCAAGUCUGUAAGUUGAAUAUGUUCUUCACAAAUUGCUGUUCUACUCGAAAAUCUUCUAAAAUAGCAGUAAAUCGUAUUUGGAGACUAAAGUAUUGAUUGUAGAUAAAAAACGUAAAUUUGUCAAGAAAUAUUUUUCUGUAUCACUUAUAGUUUAGCUUGUACAGCCACUCUUUCACCUAGCUCUAAUAGUAAAGUUUUUAGUCAGAAACUGAAUUUUUAAGAAUUUGAUACUUUGGGUGGCUGUACAAGCUAAACUAUAAGUGAUACAGAAAAAUAUUUCUUAACAAAUUUGUAGGGCAGAUUUCCUACAAAAUUGUAAUUUACGUUUUUUAUCUAUAAUAAAUAGUUUAGUCUCCAGCUCUAAAAUGAAACACCCUAAAAUCUAUAGAUCUAUUUAUUGUUUUGGCAUGGUUCGUAUCAUGUAUGUCCAACAGUAAAAAAAUGUAUAUAUACCCACUGGGUAUUACCCAGUAGCCACCCUGCAUAAAUAGAUUUCAAUACUAAAUAAAAAGGGACAUAUUAUUUGCAUACAAAACAUAUUAAAAUAAUUGCUGACACUCAGCAAUAUAAAGUAGAUUAUCAAUUAUAAUCAGUAACAAUUGCAUUUAUAAUUUUGCAUAAAUAAGUUUAUUUCCAGACUGAUAAGAAAAAAUUAAUGUAUAAUAUAGUAUGAUAUCAUAAAUUUAAAUAUGUUUUAUUUUUUUGUUACCGAUUAAAAUUUAUAAUUUACAGCCACGCUUAAUAGAUACAUACAGAGACAGGCUAUAUAUUUGAAAUUGAGCUUAAUAAAGAAUUUGACAGAGAACGAGUUUUGGGUAAUUACUGUGAAUUUAAGAGCCAAACAAUAAUAUUAGUCUUCCCUCUCAAGCCCUCAAAAUUAAUUUAUUAAUUAAUGGAACAUUGCCAUUACCUAUAAAAACGGAUAUACUCUCCAGUAACUUUUUUUAUUGUCUAUGUUUUGUACGAGGUGUGUUCAGAAAAUAACGGGAAUUGUUAAAUUUCGCGGCUUCGAAGGGUCCGGUUGUCAUAAAAUUUUAUUUAUUAUGUUGGAAUACAUGCCCCCGAAGUAUGAUAAAAACUUUAGCUGUUUUCAUUGUUUACUUUGUCUGUGGCAGCCGGUAAGGUUAGACGUGUUUUAUGAGCUCGGCGAUUUUCGUUCGUUAAAAGAAAUGGAUCAAAGAGAAUUUGUAUCCAAUUUUGCUUAAAAAAUAAAAUAAAUUCUGUGAAAUGUUAACAAAGGCCUAUAGUGAGUCUGCUAUAAGUAAAACAAGACUUUACAAGUGGUAUAAGAGUUUCCAAGAUGGCCGUGAAGACGUUGAAGAUGACGAACGACCCGAACGCACAAGCACAUUAACAACCGAUAAAAACAUGGAAUAAGUGGAAGAAAUGGUUAUAAAACAUCAGAGAAGUAGCUGAUAAUGUUGGUAUAUCUAUUGGCUCCUCCCAUGAAAUUUUUUCAAAUGUUUUGGGUAUGAAACGCGUGGCAGCAAAAUUUGUUCCAAAGUUUUUUGAACAAAAUUUUUGGCCAAAAACAAUACUGUAAUGAUGCCCCAGCCUCCAUAUUCGCCAUACAUGCCUCUGUCUGACUUUUUUCUAUUUUCAAAAAUAAAGAGAACAUUAAAGGGCCGUCGUUUUGCAAGCAUAAAUGACAUUAAAAGCGCAUCGCUGAAAGAACUAAAGGCUAUCCCAAAGAUCGAGUUUUAGAAGUGUUUCGAGUAUUGGAAGAAGAGCUGGCACAUGUGCAUGCAUAGUCCCCAUUGGAUAUUAUGCAUAAUAUCCAAUGGGGACUAUUUUGAAGGGGACAACAUUAAUGUAGACGAAUAAAUAAAUAUUUGUUUCAAAAAAAGAAAAUUCUCGAUAUUUUCUGAACACACCUCGUAUGUAUAAAAAUAAAGCAGGGAAAUUGUAACUAAGUUUAAAAUCGCUAGCUCUUGUGAUUAAUUAUUUAUUUACUAAAAACUUACACAUUUCCCAAGAUCUAGACAAGCUCUUAUCAAUGGGGAUGAUAGCAGUGAGGGAUUGAAGUAGAGGACUUGAAAAUAUAAAAUACAUUGUCCCCCUAAAGGGGGGUGAAAACUUUAUAUUGGC
Molecule: messenger RNA, 7367 nt
Organism: Brassicogethes aeneus
Lineage: Eukaryota; Metazoa; Arthropoda; Insecta; Coleoptera; Nitidulidae
Source: the annotation of a GenBank genome assembly